UAUAGAAAAUUUAACUGUACUUGAUUUAUACAUCUAAACAUCAUUUGAUAUAGACGCAGCUAUGAUCAGGAUUGUGUGCUUAUACGGUCUGUUCGCAAUCUCCGGGGCUUUUAUGUUUGAUAGAGGACCUUGUGACCUCGAGCCCCUCAACGUUCACUCGAAUACCGAAAUACCCGUCCCAAAGACUUGUGCGAAUGGUACAUUCUUAUGGAACUAUCCGAGGGGUCACGUAGUCCUGCUGUUCGAGGACUAUGGAAGGACAACCGCGGUAUGCCUGUAUGACGACGAUGGGUAUUCAUUCAACAUCUAUGACAUCACUCCGGGUCAUCACAUGGCGCAUAUGCAGGUUCUUGAAAGGCAAAGCGACAGGAGGAUGUGUACGGCCCCGGCCACUGGACAACCUGUAAAGAUACGCGUAGACGCAACAGAGAGGAAUGCUUAUCAGGGGACGUUCAAGUUCUACCUUGAGUUAAUGCCAUGAAGUUUUGCACUGAUUGUUGAUCCUCCAAUCAUCCAAUUGCAGACACCAACAUGACGGCCUUACAUGAGAGCCUUCACCUUCAACAAACCGCCAAUAUCUGAAUAAUAGUGACCAUACUGAUUGAUUGAAAAUACAUUAGCAAAGGAACGUAACAUAUAUUGAAUACUUGUUUAUUAAAUAACAGUGAAUUUCAUAGAACUAUCUUGGGUUUGUUCAGUAAUGGUGUAAAGCAUCAUACAACACCGAACCUGACAAACAUACAGUCAGCUGCAAAAACUUUCACGAUGCCAGUAAAUAUUAAUAUAACGAUGUAUACAUAAACCCGUAGUUUUAUUUGAAAAUAUUACGCAUGCUUUUUA
This is a messenger RNA of Dreissena polymorpha, 840 nucleotides long. RefSeq lists its product as uncharacterized. NCBI's taxonomy places the organism in Eukaryota, Metazoa, Mollusca, Bivalvia, Myida, Dreissenidae. The transcript has 4 exons. The record is from RefSeq and is a predicted model, not a curated record. Bases 62 to 481 code for a protein of 139 amino acids.